AUGGCAGAUUGUCAGCAACAGAUGGCAGUUUAUAAACCAACAAUCACAGUUACAUCGAUCGAGGGAGGCUUGCAGGAAGGGAAGAGUGUUAUCAUAAUUGGACGGAUUUUGCCAGAUUCUAACAGAUUACAUGUGAACCUUCAGUGUGGUUCUGAUCCGGAGGCUGAUGUUGCUCUGCACAUAAACCCACACUAUAAGGAUGGCAGUGAACAUAUAGUGUACAACACCUACCAGAACAGAAGCUGGGGCUCCGGACAAUCCACACCUGACUCUCCUUUCGUCAAAGACAAACUGUUCGCCAUCGAGAUCCUUGUCACCAAGGAGGCAUACAAGAUAAGUGCUAAUGGGAAACACUUAAUAAACUACAAACACCGUAUUCCAGUCACUCAAGUGAACACCAUCUCAGUGGACCAAGACAACAAGCUGGAGUUCAUUGCUUACCAGAAAUCUGUGGUGGUCCCAUACAAAACCCUGAUCAAAGGUGGGCUACAGGCUGGCAAUGCGAUUCUCAUUUAUGGAGUUCCUAAUACUGACUCUAAAAGGGUAGAGUUUAAUCUGCGCCACAGGAACGGGAUUGCAUUUCACUAUCUAUCCCUUUUUGAUGAGAAUGUGGUUGUCCGCAAUACCUCUGAGAAUGGGAUAUGGGGGGCAGAAGAAAGGAGUAGAGAUGUGCCUUUUAUAAAAGGUCAGCUAUUUCAGGUCAAAAUCUCCUGCAGUGCAGAGCAGUACGAAGUGUCAGUGAAUGGUCAGCAAGCACACACUUACAAGCAUCGCUUUACUAAACUGGAGGACAUCGAUGUCUUUGAAGUUUAUGGACAGCUAAAGUUGAUUUUUGUGCAUGUCUAACAAGG
Messenger RNA from Carassius auratus (goldfish), 851 nucleotides. RefSeq names its product galectin-9-like. The transcript has 7 exons. Gene Ontology annotation, cellular component: cytosol; nucleus. NCBI's taxonomy places the organism in Eukaryota, Metazoa, Chordata, Actinopteri, Cypriniformes, Cyprinidae. Gene Ontology annotation, biological process: negative regulation of CD4-positive, alpha-beta T cell proliferation; negative regulation of type II interferon production; positive regulation of gene expression. The record is from RefSeq and is a predicted model, not a curated record. Gene Ontology annotation, molecular function: galactoside binding; carbohydrate binding. The coding region runs from base 1 to 846 and encodes 281 amino acids.